CCUUAAUUCUUGUCGGCGGCUUUGGCACGCGCCUGCGCCCUCUCGUACGUCCUCCGCCGCGUCAUCCCCGGCCUCCACGCUCCCGCGACCUCCCCGCAGCGAUUGGCCCAUCUUCUCGUUUGCAUUUGCUGCAUGCUCGCCGACACGGCUAACCUCCCCCGGACUCGUUCAGACUCUGACUCUGCCGAAACCCCUGGUCGAGUUCGGCAAUAAGCGCAUGAUCUUGCACCAAAUCGAGGCUCUGGCGGACGCCGGCGUCACCGAUAUUGUCUUAGCCGUGAACUACCGCCCUGAGAUUAUGGAGAAGUACCUCGCCGAAUACGAGAAGCAGUUCGGCAUCAACAUUACCAUCUCGAUCGAGAACGAACCCCUGGGCACGGCCGGGCCCCUGAAGCUGGCCGAGAACAUCCUGAGAAAGGACGACAGCCCGUUCUUCGUGCUCAACUCGGAUAUCACCUGCGAGUACCCCCUGAAGGAGCUUGCUGCCUUCCACAAGGCGCACGGCGACGAGGGCACCAUCGUGGUGACCAAGGUGGAGGAGCCUUCGAAAUAUGGCGUCGUUGUCCACAAGCCCAACCACCCCUCGCGCAUCGACCGCUUCGUCGAGAAGCCGGUCGAGUUCGUCGGUAACCGGAUCAAUGCCGGCAUGUACAUCUUCAACACAUCGGUGCUCGACCGCAUCGAGCUCCGGCCCACCUCUAUCGAGCAGGAGACCUUCCCCGCAAUGGCGGCAGACGGCCAGCUGCACUCGUUCGAUCUGGAGGGCUACUGGAUGGAUGUCGGACAGCCCAAGGACUUCUUGACCGGCACCUGCCUCUAUCUCUCUUCUCUCGCCAAGAAGGGCUCCAAGCUGCUCGCCCCGUCCACCGAGCCAUACGUGUACGGCGGCAACGUCCUGAUCGAUCCCUCUGCCAAGAUUGGCAAGAACUGCAGGAUAGGACCGAACGUGACCAUCGGCCCGGACGUUGUGGUGGGCGACGGCGUCCGCCUGCAGCGCUGCGUGCUGAUGGCCGGGUCCAAGGUCAAGGACCAUGCCUGGGUCAAGAGCACCAUCGUCGGCUGGAACAGCACCGUGGGCAAGUGGGCGCGCCUCGAGAACGUGACGGUCCUGGGCGACGACGUCACCAUCGGCGACGAGGUCUACGUCAACGGCGGGAGCAUCCUGCCGCACAAGACCAUCAAGUCCAACGUUGACGUGCCCGCCAUCAUCAUGUAAACCUACCAGCUACAUGAUUGCCUGUUUAAUUUGGGGGGUUGGGGAGGGGGAGGUGGGGGGCACCGAGCCUUCCUGUCUCACCCUUUUUUUUAUCUUAUUCAUAAUUCGGGAUAUACUAACGGCUUUUUCGCUUCUAAACCAAAAAAAAUCUGACUUCCGCGAUCCCCUUAUCCUUAAUUCCGGACGAAGCUGGAGAGACGGAACACGGAAUCCCAAAGGAAUAACUCUUCCACCGAGAACAACGCUUUUCGUCUUUGUCAACACCUGG
Messenger RNA from Thermothelomyces thermophilus ATCC 42464, 1484 nucleotides. RefSeq lists its product as uncharacterized. The record is from RefSeq and is a predicted model, not a curated record. The transcript has 2 exons. Gene Ontology annotation, biological process: cell wall mannoprotein biosynthetic process; GDP-mannose biosynthetic process. Gene Ontology annotation, cellular component: cytoplasm. Bases 218 to 1216 code for a protein of 332 amino acids. Gene Ontology annotation, molecular function: mannose-1-phosphate guanylyltransferase (GTP) activity; GTP binding. NCBI's taxonomy places the organism in Eukaryota, Fungi, Ascomycota, Sordariomycetes, Sordariales, Chaetomiaceae.